AGGGGCCCACUCUCUUACUUUCUUCUCUGCAACAAAAGUCGAGCCGCAAAUUUCUUUGACGCGGCGCGUCUUUCUACUCUGCUCUUUUUAUUCUCUUCCUGGUUCGCCUCUAGAAUCUGGAGCUCCCUGAGCUCAAAAGCGCCGUUGGCUCUUCAACGGACCCGCCCUCUCUCCCGAUACCAAUACACUUACCUUACGCCUACACAACACUCGCCCACCAUGGCGUGGUCCAAGUCGACGCGCAUUGGCAUUAUGCUGGCCAUCGACGUCGUCUUCUUCAUCACCGAAUUGACAGUCGGAUUGCUUGUCAAAUCACUUGCGCUCCUCGCCGAUGCCUUCCACAUGCUCAACGAUAUCAUCUCCCUCUGCGUCGGACUCUGGGCUGUUGCGGUCGUGAGCAAGGCCACCACUGACAAGUACUCGUACGGCUGGCUGCGAGCCGAGAUUCUCGGUGCCUUCUUCAACGCCGUCUUCCUGAUCGCGCUCUGCGUGUCCAUCCUGCUGGAGGCCAUCUCCCGAUUCUUCGACCCUCCCGACAUCCAGAACCCCCAGCUCAUCCUCAUUGUCGGCUCCAUUGGCCUCGCCUCCAACCUGAUCGGAUUCUUGGUGCUGGGAGGCCACGGCCACGAUCACGGGCAUGGAGAUCACGACUACGACCACGACCACGGCGAACACGACCACUCGCACUCUCACGAGCAUGCGGCCGAAGAAGGCCGUGUUACAGCCACCGACCGCAACAACUUCGCGAUCAGCAACGACGACGGUCCCGCUAUCGAUGUCCUGCCCGAGUUCGCUGUCGCCAGGGCUACCGAGGGCGCGCCGACCACUCCCCGCCGCAUCAGGUUUGACAGCGAAUCCGAGUCUCCCAACAACCGCGGCUCCAGUAACACCAGGGGAUGCGAGAGGGAGCGCCGCAGGGCUAGCAGCCUGCGCCACUCGCGCCUCACGAGCAUCGACGACAUCGGCAUCUACCCUUCCAGCUUCAGACAGGAGAUUAUCGACGCGAGCAGGCCCAGGUCCAAGAACCUCGACGGCACCACCGACGAGAGCGACGCCGAGGACAGCCCCGUCCAAGACGGCGAGACGAGCGAAAACACCCCGCUCCUGAACGACGGCAACGGCAACACGAGCUACAAGAGCACCUCCCGUCACCGUUCGUUCAACGGCCGCCCUCGGAGAGACUCGAGCCUGCAAUGCGAGCACAACCACAACAAGCCCCAGGAUGGCAAGAAGGGUGGCUACGGCCAUAGCCACGGCGAUAUGGGACUGAACGGCCUGAUUCUCCAUGUCAUCGGCGACGCGCUCGGCAACAUCGGUAUGUAUGCCGACCCCGCCGUGUCGCUCUUCAUCACCCUCAUCAUUCUGAAGUCGGCUCUCCCCCUCACCUUCGCCACCUCCAAGAUUCUGCUCCAGGCCACGCCGGACCACAUCGAUCUUCAGGACAUUCGCGAGGACAUCGAGGCCCUGCCCGGUGUCGUCAGCUGCCACCACGUUCACAUCUGGCAACUCUCUGACACCAAGAUCGUUGGCUCCAUGCACGUUCAAGUUAGUUUCCCGAUCUCGGCCGAGGGUGGCGAGAAGUACAUGGUCCUGGCCAAGCGCGCACGUAAGUGCCUCCACGCCAACGGCAUCCACAGCGCCACGAUCCAGCCCGAGUUCCUCUCGAGCGCCGAGCACGCGCUCGUCGAGGAUUCAACCGCCCUGAAGCUGGAUGGCGCCGGAGACCACGUCGUCGUCAGGAAGACGUCGUGCCUCCUCGAGUGUGUCGAGGACUGCGUCGGCAAGGGCUGCUGCUCCACGGGCACCACCGUCGCGGGCUCCAGCCCGCAGAGCCACCACAGCCAUAGCCCCAGCGAGUCGCCGCACUGGCACUAG
Messenger RNA from Verticillium dahliae VdLs.17, 1875 nucleotides. Its product is annotated as cobalt uptake protein COT1. Gene Ontology annotation, molecular function: zinc ion transmembrane transporter activity. The transcript is spliced from 4 exons. The record is from RefSeq and is a predicted model, not a curated record. The coding region runs from base 220 to 1875 and encodes 551 amino acids. Lineage: Eukaryota; Fungi; Ascomycota; Sordariomycetes; Glomerellales; Plectosphaerellaceae. Gene Ontology annotation, cellular component: membrane. Gene Ontology annotation, biological process: intracellular zinc ion homeostasis; zinc ion transmembrane transport.